This is a messenger RNA of Lethenteron reissneri (Far Eastern brook lamprey), 3993 nucleotides long. RefSeq names its product ataxin-7-like protein 3. Lineage: Eukaryota; Metazoa; Chordata; Hyperoartia; Petromyzontiformes; Petromyzontidae. Gene Ontology annotation, biological process: regulation of transcription by RNA polymerase II; positive regulation of DNA-templated transcription. The record is from RefSeq and is a predicted model, not a curated record. Gene Ontology annotation, cellular component: SAGA complex; DUBm complex. Gene Ontology annotation, molecular function: transcription coactivator activity.
CCCCCUUCUCCUUACCCAACAUGGCCGCCGCCGCCUGACUUGUACAAGGUGGUGGGGGGUGGAAUUGCCCUUCCUCUUGUUCUUUAAUUUCAUUUCAAAUCCGCUGCCCACGCCGAUGUAUUAUCGAUAACAAUAACAACGGCGCGAAUGCUACAGUCGUCAAACAACAACAACAGCAACAACCGCGCGUGAUUACGGUUCUGGCGAUGGGCGGUGGCCGCCGCCGCCGCGCGCUGCCGGGCGGCCCUCGCCUCUCCGAGCGCCGCCGCCGCCGCCCCUCGCGGCCCGGGCGAUGCCCGUGAAGCGGCCUGCCCGGCGACCCCACGGGCUCCACGAGUCCUUUCCACCUCCUCCUCAUCCUCCUCCUCGAUCAGCCGCGCAUUUCUCUUCCUCGCCGGCAACGGCAGUAGCAGCAGCAGCGGUGGUGACGGUGGUGGUUGCCUCGUAACCGAAGUAGACAGACACCCACGUUCUCGUCGCAGAGACGCGCCGCUCGUGGAGGAUUCUCACCCCUCGGCUGUCUCCUCUCGUCCUCUUCUUCAUCUUCAUCAUCAUCUCAAGCAGAGGCAGCAGCAGAAGCAACAGCGCAAGCAUUGGCAGCAGGUGCGGUUGUGGCCAGUAACAGCCAGUCCCAAUCCGGGCUCAUUCACGGGGAGGAAUACGGCGAGUUGCGCUUUCUCGUCCAUCAUUGUCAUCUUCGCCGGCUCUGGCUCCAUCAUCGUCUAAAUCGAGAACGACUCGGGGCUUCUUUACGGGUGGCUCUCUGCACCUGGAGGAAUCGAAGUGUUCGUCGGCUCGGAUCUGUCACCUGCACAAGGGACCCGCGUCUCGUUCAGACUUCGCCUGAGCAGAGUGGAGCUGCUUGUAAGAUUCUCUUUAUGUCUGUGGGCUUUGCUUCAUCACCAUCGACAUCAGAAGCAUCUGUAGCAGAUUAGAGAAGCACCUGUAGCAGCAGCAGUAGACCCUUAACACAUCUUGACCUGGGUUGCUUCACAGGGACCAAGGUUCCUUGGAUUUCUCCUCUCCCGGCUCCGUCAGCACCCAAACAGAUUCGAGCUCGGCUCCUUCCUCAGCUUCACCACCACCAACUACCAACAACCUCUGAAUAAGAAGAAUAAUCUUCACUUUGAAACGCUUCAACCCAAGCAGACGUUUUACCCUUGCAGAGUUCCCACACGGUGGACUCCAUCCCUUCUGGUUUCUCUUUCUCGAGUUCCAAAUAUCAACAGACUCGCUCACCACCACCACCAACAACAGCAGCGGCAUCAGCAGCAGUGAAGCCCCCUUCCUCUGAACCCUGGAGGUGGUCGUACGGAGGAGCCAUAGCGAGAGAGGAGGAGGGGACACAUCCCCACGUAUGCGUCUCUCGACAUUGCUUGUCUGUGUCACUCGCUUGCCAAGGAGCACGGAAGAGCGAGGAGGCUGCGGUGAAUUCGGAGGGCGCGAGUUGGUGGGCUUGGACAUGGAGGCGAUAGUGCAGGAGGUGUACGGUGACCUGGUGGAGGAUGUGUGCCUGGGACUUUGUCUGGAGGCUCAUCGCUCGGUUAAGUGCGGCUUCUUCUUCAUCGACGAGAUGGACCCCGAGGGCAUGCAGGAGUUUGAAAUCGUGGACAAGGCGGGCGUGGACGUCUUCGGGCAGGUGUUCAACCAGUGCAAGAACCGCGACUGCGAGUGCCCCAACUGUGGGCGAACGAUUGCGGCCGCUCGAUUUGCGCCGCACCUGGAGAAGUGCCUUGGCAUGGGGCGCAACAGCAGCCGCCUGGCGAACCGCAGGCUUGCUAACAGCAACAGCAACAACAUGACUAAAUCAGAAAGCGACCCGGAGGAUAACGACGAUGUGAAUGACAACGACUGGUCCUACAGCUCCGAGAAGAAAGGUGCGUCAAGGACAGGUCCGCCCGCUGCAGCCAAGAAGAGAAAGGUGGAGAAGCCACUGCUGUCGCUACAGAAUCCCAACUCGCCCAGAAGAGCCAAGCCCGUCAGGCACAAGAAUGGGGACCUUGGUGGAGCAACUUCAGAAUCUGUAAAGACAUGCCAGAUUCCCAGUUCCAGCAAUGCUGGUAGCACCAGUUCCAUAAAUUACGAGAGCCUGGGACCCCAGGAGCUCAAAUCCUUCCUGAGUACCCAAUGCGGUGUGGUGUCUGAACACACGAAGAAGAUGUGCACCAGGUCCCAUCGCUGUCCGCAGCACACAGACGAUCAGCGCCGCUCCGUCCGGCUCUUCCUGCUCGGGCCGUCGGGGAGUGCGCUGAUGGAGCCGGAGGAUGUGGAUGUGGAUGGGUUUGACGUGGGGGACAGCACGUCGUACGAUACCUCACCCUCCGACUCGGUCUCCUCCAAAGCGAGCACAAACGCCUCCGAGUCAAAAAAGAAGAAAAAGCCUCCCCCAGCGGGUUCUCUCUCCGGCUCCAGCGGCGCCGGCUCUAGCUCCGGCUCUAAUUCCAGCUCCAAGAAGAAGAAGAUUCGUCCGCCCACGCCUGGAUCGGCGCAGUGAUGCCAGCGGUACCAGGGAUAACAAAAAAACCCAUCAGCGAGGCGGUUUUCUGUGCACGGACCACCAACCCCACAUACCCACCCGCCACUCCAAACCCCCUUCAAACGCGCCGUGCAUGUGAACCACCACUAAGACUCCAGGACAGCGCUGUUCAGCGAGAUGUUGCACCUCGUCUUGCGUGUGUUGAUCAAACUGUCUGAAGUUAAACUGGACUCGGCGCAGCGUGACACUCGGGGAAGAUUUUGGCUGUUACGGCCUGCGGUUAGAGCAAUGGGUGUCAGAGCCUGCCGCCCGAACGCCACGUAUAUGGCUUUCGUCUUCGCACUCCUGCCAUCCCACCCGCUCGUUUGUCUGCAUGCCCGCGCAUGUGCAGGUCGGCCUAAGUCAGCGCUCUGCAUGCAGCUGCGACACUGGGUGGAAAAGAAGCCGAGCAGCGACGUUUAGAGAAUUUCUGUGCACACUGGUGCAUGCUUGAGCAGGUCUAUGCAUUUGACAUGGUCUGUGGAGCCUAUGGAGACUAUUAAAUGCGGUGGCUUGAACUUCAACUUAGCAUGAGGACACAAACACCAGUGCCCCGAGUCAAAAAAAAAACCUGCACUUUGCUCACUGCUCAUUGGAUGCUACAUGGUGCGCUUUCACAUUACACUUGCCGUGCACAGCUGAUAACGGUAUCCAUUGCUGUGCAAGAACAGUGAUAAGAACAUGGUAAUUUGACUGGAAAGGCCAUUACCAUUCAUUGUAUGCAGUAUGUCUCCAGUGCACCGGAUUUAGCCGGACGCGAUGUAACUUUAUUCUGGUUAGAUCUGUGGUCUAUACUAUGAUUACGCGAGUGCAAUAGUGGACCAGUGCGGUGCAUUGUGGUCCGUAUUGCAGACGACAGUGAAGAAGAGUGCUCAUGGGAGUACUUGGUUUUUUUGUCGUUUUUAGACACAGGUGAAAAUAAAAUACAGAUUUUCCCAAGUGUAAAAAAAAUCUCAGCAUUGUAUGAUAGAUUCCAUGUUUCUCAGUACGGUAGAAUACUGCCGUCACUCAACUAAAUCUACAAUAAAUAGAAUUUGCAGCGGUAUUUUGGAAUCUAUUGUUUUGAUUCAUGUGUAGUAUGCAUUACUUAUGUUUGCGUGUUCGAUAUUUGAGUAUUAACACUCGUGUAGUGUACAUGAGCUGUGUAGGUACUUGCGUUGAGUUGAUAUAUUUUAAGUGGUGCAUUGUAGCGUCCGGUGUAAUUGACUUUUUUCUGUUGUUUGAAAUGUAAAAGUGUGGAGUUAAAAAAACAUACGGUUGAGACGAUGGCGUAUAUUUCAUUGCAUUCACACUUGUGAUUUUGUUUUGUUAUUUGCAUAAGUAUGGUAACUCCGCAAGCUGCGCUUGUGCAGUGACGUGAUUGCCCCCGUAAGCUUGUGCAACUGGAGUGCGUGCGGUGUUAGUGCACACGUGGUGACUGUGCACAUUUGGUAUAUUUACUGCAUACAUUGACAUGUCCAAAUAAACAUUCAAAGCGG